Messenger RNA from Exophiala oligosperma, 3225 nucleotides. RefSeq lists its product as uncharacterized. Gene Ontology annotation, cellular component: PAS complex; fungal-type vacuole membrane. The transcript has a single exon. Gene Ontology annotation, biological process: vacuole inheritance; protein localization to vacuolar membrane; positive regulation of phosphatidylinositol biosynthetic process. Bases 486 to 2909 code for a protein of 807 amino acids. The record is from RefSeq and is a predicted model, not a curated record. NCBI's taxonomy places the organism in Eukaryota, Fungi, Ascomycota, Eurotiomycetes, Chaetothyriales, Herpotrichiellaceae.
CGCUUUUCCUCUCAACGGGCAGACGACGACCAAUUCCAUCCGUCCUCCAUGCAACCGUCAUCCCCGUCCACGUUCCCACCGAACCAUCAUCUACCUCCGCUCGUUCUUUGUUUGUCAUUUUCAGGGAUGAUGCAGCAGCUGGGGAUCUGACUGUUGAGACCUCAUGCGUUCGUUGAUUUACUACCCUGUUGACUCCGACUCCACUACGAACCGAUCGCCGCAACCUCCAUGCCUCAACCAUUAAAGCGGAACAUUCUCCUGGAGUUCUGCCUUUGUUGAUUCUGGUCGUCGAAACCACGACCUUCACUUCCAACGUCUCUCGAUAUUCCUCCAUCUACCUACGCUCUCGCUCUCCCCUUGCCAGCAAAUGUAGCCGCAAUGCUCCUGCAACGUUCGCUGGUCGACUAACGACGUUCGAAAGAAGAAAAGCUGGGGAGGUAUCAGAAGUCAAUACCCUUAGGAGGAGACUCCUGUAGCUACAAACCAUGUCGGACCACGCUACAGAGAACGCACCGUCCUUAGGAAAUGGAAUUACAGAAUCAAUCAAGACCUCCCGUGAAGGGUCACCUGUUCGCCCUUCGCGCAGUAUGUCAGCCAUCCCUCAACUGUCUCCGUCCCGAAAGAGCAGUCAGGAAUUCAGUCCCACUCGAAGUGCUGCCACGAGUACAGUUCCCUCCGCCGCCGCCGUCCAACGCGCACUCUCGGCUCAAAGACCAAUUCAACUACCUGCUGGCAGAGAUGGAAUGGCUGAAGGUGGUCGCUUGUCGGAAAGAUCACAGAAACCAAACACUCCGGCAUGGCCAACGUCGCCGCGACUAAAAUCCCCUCCUCCCAAUUCGAACAAGUCUACAACGAGAGUGAGCACAAAAAGAAGCGAGUCAGAACCAACGCCAUCAAACACUUCUUUGAAGCGCCUCGCCACCGUUGCUCAUCCUGAUCAGGGCGCAGCCAUGCAAGUCCCUGAAAAUAAUGAAAUAUCGUUUCAGCCCUCCGCGCCCCUUCGUGCUCCUGGUCGAGGUCCUAGUGCUGGAGGAAGCGCCUUGGAGACGGUAGCUGAAAGCAGUGUCCCGUCCACUCCGUCCAUUGGUCCAGUCCAGGACGUGGUCGAUCACAAAAUCGAUGUCCCGACCCUUGACAAGCAAGUCGAGCCGCACACAGAAAGUUUGGCCAUUAAAGAUGGCGAGGGAAGUGGUGGCGAUGCGUCCUCCAAAGUUGGUGCGACCAAAGUCGACAACGGACGCCGAUCUCGCGCACCCAGUAACUCUCGGCCUGCGUCUGAUCUCGCAAAACGCUCAUUCACUAGUCUCGCAGGUGCUAAAGCCAAAACCGCAACAGAGCCUCCUCGAACAAUGACGGUGGAGACUGAGACGGUGACUUCCAUGCCUCAAUUGCUAGGUCCGGACCGAGGCGUCUCUGGUCGAGAUGGCAAUGGCAGUGUCCGGACCAAACCUAGCACUGAGACCAUUCGUCCAAAGAAGGAGAAGAAAAAGAGCUCUCGCAAACCAGCGUCCCUCCAUGCUGGCACAGUCACUUCCAAAGCUGAUCUCUUCGAGGCCAGGGUUGCCAGUGCUGUCGACGAAGCCGACACCUCCGACUCAGACGAGACUUUUGUAUACGAAUCGAAUCCGCCUGACAAUCGACCUUCUCGACACCACUCCCGGACCCCUAGUGCCACCUCUCUAGCUAGCCAAGAACAGUAUGGAGGUCGCAGUAAACACGGGGUACGGAACGGAAGCCAUGCGAUUGCAGGAAAAAAGAGCAUGAAGUUUUCAAACAGCACAUAUAACAAUCACCUCGAUGGCGAGGCUGGUCUGGAAGGUAGGGGAAGCCAGCGAAAUACUAGCACCACCCCCCGACACCAUCACAUAAGCCGACAUGGUCGACCACACCAUACUUCUAUCCUCGAUACAGAUUCUCCCUUUACCCAAGCCAACAAGCCUAACUCUCCCCGUGCAUCCGCUAGCAACCUUGCUCGAAAUUCCCGUCCAAAUAGCCCUCGGCUUGCCAAUGGACGACUCAGUGGCCCUCCUCGCAAAGGCGACCCAUAUGACAUAUCCGACGAUGCUGCAGAUGACGAGAGAGCUCCUUUAAUUGGUUCGGUCCGUAUCAACCGCACCAGAUAUAGUCGCCGACCCCACAGUGCGUCGUUUCGACAUUUGGACUACAAUGAUACCUAUGACCGAGGCUAUUGUAGCCGACAUGGUGGUUGCAUAUUCCUAGCUUUUGUCGUCGCUUUGAUAUGCAUCGGUAUCACCACUUUUGUGAUGGCUCUCAACCGGCCUUUAUCGGAUGUUUCGAUUAAGCAUAUUCAGAAUGUGCUUGCGUCCGAACAGGAGCUUAUGCUGGAUCUUCAUGUGGAAGCUACAAACCCCAAUCUGUUUGCUAUAACAGUGAGCGACCUGGACAUCAAUCUAUUCGCCGAGAGCGCCUAUGUCAGCUCAGGUGCUGAAUGGAGAAAGGAACAAGGUCAUCUCAGAUGGAUAACUCGCCGAUCUCCAUCGACCUGGGAAUUGAUGUGGCCACCGUGGCAUACAGACGACGGUAUUGAUGAGGGCACUGAUCCAAUAGACGAUCCCGAACCGGGAACGCAAAAGAUGCUCCUUGGGAGAAUUUUGGAAUUCGACUCACCCCUCGUUUUUGAGUCUUCACCAAUCCGGCAUAGCCAUACAUCGUCUGUUGGCGAGAUUCGAUUGGCAAAGCCAGGCAACAAAACCGAAGAAGGAGGGUCCGCGCGAUGGGAAAGAGUGUUGCAGCACCAGUUCGACUUGAUUGUGCGAGGUGUUGUCAAAUAUCAACUUCCCCUCAGCUCGAAGACCAGGUCGGCGAAGGUUGGCAGCCGAAUCAAAGUCUUGCCCAACGAUGAUAGCGGCGAUCAGCCUGAUGAUAGUCCUACGCCUACCCAAGCAUAGGGCAGGUUGGCAUUUGUCCGGCCUACCAUUUGGUUAUGACUUGAUACGAAUUUCGUUUGUGAUAUCAUUGAUGCCUCCCGGCCAAUGGAGGUUUCUAACGACCCCAGAUACCCAAGGAAUACAAAAAAGCAGCUGGGGCGCACUUAUACUUGACUAUAACAUACAUGAGGAGCGAAGAUUGGGAAAGGGAAAAUGUAAAGCAGGUAUGAACCAGCUGCUAGGCUUGGUCUUCGUAGUUGUCUUAUAUAGUGGCUACCUUGCCAUUAACUUAAACAGUGGAAUAAACCCGUGCAGGAAGUGAUUUUUCCAGUCCAGA